GGCGAGGGUGAGGAUGAGGGCGAGGGUGAGGAUCAGGGUGAGGGCGAGGGUGAGGAUGAGUGUGAGGGUGAGUUUGAGGAUGAGGGUGAGUAUGUGGGUGAGGGUGAGGAUCAGGGUGAGGGCGAGGAUGAGCGUGAGGAUGAGGGUGAGUAUGCAGGUGAGGAUCAGGGUGAGGGUGAGGGCAAGGAUGAGGGCGAGUGUGAGGAUGAGGGUGAGUAUGCAGGUGAGGGCGAGGGUGAGGAUGAGGGUGAGGGCGAGGACGAGUGUGAGGAUGAGG
Messenger RNA from Pelecanus crispus (Dalmatian pelican), 277 nucleotides. NCBI's taxonomy places the organism in Eukaryota, Metazoa, Chordata, Aves, Pelecaniformes, Pelecanidae. The record is from RefSeq and is a predicted model, not a curated record.